CUUUUGGAAGAAUGGUGCUCCAUACUUUCAUUACAGUUGCAGAGAUAUGUAGAAUCUAUGCCAAAAUGCACUGAAGCUCUUCUAGAUACUCGUGGUGGCCCAGUGGCAUUUUUGUGUGUUUAUCACCUGUUACAUACAGGGACUUUUGAUCAAAUCUGCACAAAGACAUGUGCAAAAUAUUACGUACUAAACAUGGUCUCACAAUUGAAAACAGUUUGUGCAAUUCGAUUCAUAGGAAAAUGCAAGAAGGUUAAACAUAGGUUUAAGAUUAGGGGUGGAGCUAGCAUUAAUAUCUUUUUCAAUUGCUUUUUUUUCUAUGUGAAAUUGAAUGAAACCCAACCACAUUGUGCUUAUUUUUUAAUUUUUUCAUUUUUUUUUUUUUUUUUAGAUUUGAAGUGAGUUUGCAUGCGAUUAUACAAAAAAAAAUACAGUAAACUAAAAGGGUGCAAAGGACAAUUGUAAAUCAGUAGUAAAAGUUAAGUAGAGUGAAUUAGGUUUAUUCCAUAGUGUACUGUAUGUAAAAUAAGUACAAAUGAAGUACUCUCAUAAUGUGUAAUUUCAUAUUACAUGUCCAGUCAUAAUAGAGAGGUAAUAAGGUAAUACAAUGUUAAGUUUGUCAUUUCAGUUAAUGGGUGCUUGAUGUCAUUGUUCAUAUUACAAUAGCUUGCAAUGGCUUGCAUCCUGGUCCAGCCAGUGUGUUUGUGCUUCCAAUCAAAUGUGUGCAAAUUUACAGAGGUGUAAAAUAGGGGGUUGGGGGAAGGUUGUGUACUCCACCCCCACUGAAAGGCCCUGAGACAAUACACUGAGUCCCAUAACAAAUGAGAAACGUAUUUUCAUAGGUAGGCUUUUCUCAAUUUGAGUUGUCCUGAAGCGAGAGAGAGAGAGAGAGGGAGGAGCUGAUACUCUGAGAUGAGAAGAUGGAUUGGUGCAGGGAGAGGAAAGAAGGAGGGAUAACGCUUUAGAAUAUGAUAAGCAGGGACAGAGAGAGGGAGAAAGCGUUGUCGUAAACGAGAUACCUUAGCACGACAAGGCUGCAUAACAACGCUCUGUCAGAAAAUCCAGAGCCGAGCCAUUACAUAGGACAGAUUAUUUUAUUAUCGCAGGCCGGUAGAUGUGCGCAGCGUCAUUCUCCUGUUUGCGCAAAUUACGCUGGACUGAGCGGAGUCACAACAGCAUCACCGAACAAGGAGGAAAAACUGCACCCUCAUCCCGAUUCCGAGCUGUUGAUUAAGGAUCCAUCUCUCACCUGGGUGUGGUCACAUAGGAAGGAUGAGGAGCCUAUUGUUUCUGCUAGCACUCUGCUCACUGGCUUUGAGCUACACUGUGGGUAGGGACGUGUGUGUUUCGGGUCAUGACAGCGGGCCAGUGUUUGAAGAACAGCCAUCCAGCCUCAUUUACCCAGAGGGGCUGCCUGAGGGCAAAGUGACACUGAAUUGCCAGGCAAGAGCCAGUCCUGCAGCCUCCUACAGGUGGCGUGUUAAUGGAACAGAUGUGGCAAUAGGAGACGACUCUCACUACACUCUGGUGGCAGGGAACCUGGUGAUCAAUAAUCCCCAACUUGGCCAUGAUGCUGGCUCAUACCAAUGCCUUGCCAUUAACCGCUGUGGCACCAUUGUUAGCCGAGCAGCUAACCUUAAAUUUGGCUAUCUCCACGAUUUCCCCUCAGAGAGCAGGAGUCCUCAGACUGUUUAUGAGGGAGUUGGGACUUUUCUGGCUUGCCAGCCUCCAGCUCACUACCCAGCUCUCUCCUAUCGCUGGAUCCUCAAUGACUUCCCUAGCUUUGUCCAGCCAGAUGGGGGAAGGUGGUUUGUGUCCCAGGUGACAGGCAACUUGUACCUGUCUAACGCCAGAGCCAAUGACACUGGCAACUACUUCUGCCUCACUACCAUUAACAUGGACAUUACCACUAAGAGCACAUUCAGCAAAGCCAUUCAGCUCACAGUGCAGUCUGACGCUAACCCCAGGAAGUCAGCCCCGAACAUCCGUGUGCGUUUUCCCUCUGAGACGUACGCCUUGGCAGGUCACACCACACAAUUGGAGUGCUUUGCCUAUGGAAAUCCUACACCUAAGUUGCGCUGGAGGAAAGUGGAUGGUGUUUUACCCUCCAAGGUUGGAGCUAGUGCAGAUAGCCCCAUCCUGACCAUUCCUGACCUAAGCUUUGAUGAUGAGGGCAUGUAUGAAUGUGAGGCUUACAGCUCAGAGGGACGGGCUACGCACCAGGGUCGCAUCUCGGUCCAAGCCCAACCGGAGUGGCUCCAGGUGAUGAGCGAUUCUGAGGUGGAAAUCAGCUCAGAACUACACUGGAGUUGUGUGGCUGCAGGAAAACCAAGACCAUUAAUACACUGGCUUCGCAAUGGACUACCUCUUAGCACACAGGAUCGUGUGGAGGUGAGCAGUGGUCACCUAAAAAUCAGCAACUUGGCACUGGAGGAUUCUGGAAUGUACCAGUGUGUGGCUGAGAACAAACAUGGCACCAUCUACUUUAAUGCAGAACUCCGAGUUCAAGUCCAGGCUCCAGAUUUUAGGCUGAACCCAGUGAGAAAGCUGGUCCCUGCUGCUCGUGGAGGCCAGGUGAAGAUGGAGUGUAAACCACGCGCUGCUCCUAAACCCUCGCUCUUCUGGAGCCGUGGCACCGAGCUCCUCACCAACAGCAGCAGGAUUACAGUCACACCAGAUGGGGUUCUGUGGAUCUAUAACAUCAGCCGUGCAGAUGAAGGAAAGUACACUUGCUUUGCUGAGAAUUACUUGGGCAAAGCCAACAGCACUGGCCAUCUAUCAGUCAGAGAUGCAACCAAGAUUACAUUGGCACCUUCCAAUGCUGACAUCAACCAGGGGGAUAAUGUCACCCUACAGUGUCACGCAUCACAUGAUCCAACCAUGGACCUCACCUUCACGUGGUCCCUCAAUGGGGUUCUGCUAGACCUUGAGCAACCAAAUGGACACUACCAUCGUAUGGAUGGGAAAGAAAGCAUCGGUGACCUGGUCAUCAUGAACACCCAGCUGAGCCAAGCAGGCAUCUACACAUGUUCAGCGCAGACGGUUGUAGACAGUGCAGUGGCAUCUGCCAAGCUGGUUGUUAGGGGCCCUCCGGGGCCCCCUGGAGGUUUGGUGGUUAAGAAUGUGAAUGAAACAUCACUAGAGUUAAGGUGGAGUCGUGGCUAUGACAACCACAGCCCCAUUGGGAAAUAUGUCAUCAUGGGCCGCUCUGAGCACGCACAUGACUGGAGGAGAAUGAGGACAGAACCCGCUAAUAUUGAGGGCAAUGCUGAAUCUGCACAUGUGAUUGACUUACGACCCUGGAUGGAAUACCAAUUCCAGGUCAUUGCCAGCAACAUUCUGGGUAGUGGGGAACCCAGCAUGCCUUCACAUACCAUUCGCACCAAACAGGCAGCACCAACAGUGGCACCUAGUGGUCUGGGCGGAGGAGGAGGAGACCGUAAUGAGCUCAUCAUCACAUGGACACCCAUGGCCAGAGAAUAUCAGAAUGGUGAUGGCUUUGGCUACAUCUUGGCAUUUAAGAAGUUGGAGGCACCAAUAUGGAUGGUGGUGCGUGUUCCUAAUGUGGAGUCUUCCCGCUAUGUCUACAGUAACCAGAGUCUCACGCCAUACUGCCCCUUUGAAGUUAAAAUCAAAGCCUACAACAGGAAAGGCGAAGGCCCUUUCAGUCAGACAGCCACUGUGCACUCGGCUGAAGAGGAGCCCACAGUGUCACCUCGCAAGAUCAAUGCAUCAGCAUUAACAGCUUUUGAGAUCCAAGUCUCUUGGGAACCCAUCCAGCAUUUAAGCAGCAAUGGCGUACUGCGUGGCUAUGAGAUCCGAUACUGGAGGCAGCAUGAGAGGGAAGCUGCAGCAGACCGUGUGCGAACAGCUGGCCUGGAGAAUACAGCACGGGUGACUGGAUUAAGACCGAACACACUUUAUCACAUCACUGUUCUGGCCUAUAACAGUGCUGGCACUGGGCCGCCCUCUCCACGCACAACCGUCAUCACCAAGAAACCCCCCCCUAACCGUCCCCCAGGGAAUAUCUCGUGGAAGACGGAUGGUUCAUGGGUAACAGUGAGGUGGGAUCAUGUUAAAUCUAUGGACAAUGAGUCUACAGUGCAGGGCUACAAAGUUCUAUACAAGCAUGAGGGGCAGUCAGCUCUAAAGGUGUUAGACAAAGGCAAGACAUCAGUUAAUCUUCCACUACCCAAAGAUAAUGGCUACGUGGUCCUGGAAAUCCGAUCUUGGGGAGAGGGAGGUGAUGGGGCAGCUCACGAGAUCAUAGUGUCUCGAGAUUCAGGAACUGGGAUGAUGGUUCAGAAAAACAGUGUGGAAAUCCCCAGAUCCUUCAGCACAUUAUUUUUUCUCUGGCAUGCUAUGGUUCUUACUGUGACUGGCUUGUCUGUGCUGUGAUCAGCCAGUGCAAAGGUUCUUUCCCAGUAAUACCCCACAGAUAUUGGCUGGGUACUCCCCAGGUGGGGUGCGACUUUAGGCAGUGGGGUUUCCGAGUAGGGAGGUUAGGGUGGUUGGGGGAGGGUGAGUGCCUGGGGUUUUCGUAAUAAAUAUGACAAACAGUAUUUGUUUUACUCUUUUGUAUAAAAAAAUGAUUUUUAACAAGAACAACUUGUGUUGUAAACCUUGCCUUGUGUGCAAAAUCAUU
Messenger RNA from Ictalurus furcatus (blue catfish), 4642 nucleotides. RefSeq names its product contactin 2 (gene cntn2). Lineage: Eukaryota; Metazoa; Chordata; Actinopteri; Siluriformes; Ictaluridae. Gene Ontology annotation, biological process: brain development; cell-cell adhesion. The coding region runs from base 1270 to 4395 and encodes 1041 amino acids. Gene Ontology annotation, molecular function: cell-cell adhesion mediator activity. The transcript is spliced from 23 exons. The record is from RefSeq and is a predicted model, not a curated record.